Molecule: messenger RNA, 2169 nt
Organism: Rana temporaria (common frog)
Lineage: Eukaryota; Metazoa; Chordata; Amphibia; Anura; Ranidae
Product: proto-oncogene Mas-like
Exons: 3
Coding region: 547-1494 (315 amino acids)
Biological process (GO): G protein-coupled receptor signaling pathway
Cellular component (GO): membrane
Molecular function (GO): G protein-coupled receptor activity
Source: RefSeq, a predicted model, not a curated record
AUGCAUCUGCAGACUACAUGUGAUCCAAACAAACAGAUGUCGUAAUAGUACUGAAUAUGAGAUGAACGAUUUACAGUGAAAGGGUAGGAAGGAGGGGACAUGGAACACAUGCUAUGUCAUUCCAGCCACAGGGGUUGUGUAAUACCUGAAUAGCAUUAAUGGCAUUAAUUUUGUUUUAGUAAGAGUGGGCGUGAUAUAACUUUACCAACAGAGCACUGUGUACACAAUUGUAAACUAAAAGCACUGAUACAUGGACUAAGCUACACUCAGGUCGGCAAGUUGAUGGAUUGAUAUCUGCUCCCGUAUCUGGAAAACGUAAACAGGCUUAAUACGUUCCAGUUUACACAGAUUUGAAGACAACCGCAGGAGGGAAAAAACUAAACAAGGAUCAGGACAGUAAGUGAGUUUGCUUUUCCAUGGAGCUUGUCACAGUAGAUUCAUUCUGAAGAAACAUCAAGACAUUCCCAGAUUUGGAGUGACAACCUUGAAGCAGAGAAAAGGAUACGUCUUGCUUGUGGAAGAAUUUCUUCUGUGAAUCUAGCCAUUAUGGCCCAAGUGGGAAACAGCUCAUCAAACAGCAGCAACCCAGCCGAUACAAGUAUCAUAGUGACUUAUUCCGUUGUCGCCAGCUUUGCUGCACUUUUCUGCCUGUUUGGAUUGUUAGGAAAUGCAGUUGUUAUCUGGAUCCUUUCGUUUAAGAUAAAGAGGAGCAAGUACACUGUGUAUAUUCUCAACCUUGCCGUUGCCGACUUCAUUUACCUUCUCUUUGUUGCCGUUGUAAUGAUCUUAAUGGUUUCCCAAAUGGUGAGUCGCCGUUCCAUUAGUCCAACGGUGAUCUUUGCUCUGGAAGUGAUGUAUGACUUUGGAUAUGCAGCAAGUAUGCUCUUCCUGACCUCGAUAAGUGUUGAGAGAUGCCUUUCUGUCCUUUUCCCCAUAUGGUAUAAAUGUUACCGGCCCAAGCAUAUAUCAUCCUUCACCUGCGGCCUUAUCUGGCUAUUGGGUUGCCUCUUCUCCCUUCUUGAUAAUUUUGUUUGUCCUCCAGAUUCUUUUCAAAACAUGUCUAAAGAAUGCACUGGAGUCCAAGUCUUUUCUACCGUUGUUACGUUUGUUUUCAUCAUUCCUUUGAUGCUCUUGUCUAGUUUUAUCUUAAUCUAUAUCGUCAAAUCCACAUCUAAAAAAUCAAGACCUCCAAAAAUUUACAUCGCCAUAAUACUCACCGUUAUGGUUUUUCUCAUCUCUGUGGCCCCAAUCAGAUUGCUAUGGUCUUUACUCUACUUUAAGUCAUUUACAAACAAAAUGUCUGCCUUGGCCUUCUUCUUCACCAGUACAUACUGUACUAUUUUCAACAGCGGUGCCAAUCCUUUCAUAUAUUUUUUUGUGGGUAGGCACAGGAAAAAGAGGUUUGGGGGUUCAGUCAAUGAAGCCCUUACUAGAGUGUUUAAGGAUGAUGACACUGAACAGUCAUCUCUCGGGAAUAGCACUAGCAUGAAAUAGAGCCAUAACAAAGUCAUUUUCUGGCCAAUAUUAGGAAGAUUGUCCUUAACAUUUUGGAAUUUAUCCUGCAAGAACUUCAAGAAAUUCCUUAUUUGUCUCGAUUAACAAAUAUAAAUGAUAUAAGAGAUCUAUGUAAGGGAGAUAUAUGAUCAUUUAUAAAAAUAUUUUCCUUGGAACACGAUUAUAAACAUAAGCUGGGCUGUUCAUUAACUUGAUCCUUUAAGAAAUUCUUGUGGUUAUUAUCAUCCUGUAAAUCUAGAUAAUGACUGCAGCUUAUUUAGCAGUUUGCUCACAAUAGUGGCACCUAUGAUACUCAUAGACUUAAAUGAUAUAAAAAUAAAAAAAGUUUGAGAUACACAACGGCAAUGCCCAGGUUGGACACACCUUAAGCCUCUCCAGUGUGCCUAUUGCAAAACUCUGCUUUCUCUGUCAUUUUUCUUGAAGAAAAUAAGCCCAGCCAAUCUAAAUCAAGACGGUACACUUCUCAGUCAACAUUCUGCUUGGCUUCUACAAAGUUUUACAUUUGUUGAAAUGUUUGACUAAAGCUGCAAGAGCUGAUCACAGUUUACGACUCGGUGGAUAUUAAGGAGGGGACUAGAUUUAUAAAACAAAAGUAGGACUGAUGAACCUUAACCACUUAAGCCCCGGACCUUUAGGCAGCUAAAUGCCCAGGCC